Python bivittatus (Burmese python) is the source of this 3415-nucleotide messenger RNA. RefSeq names its product homeodomain interacting protein kinase 4 (gene HIPK4). The record is from RefSeq and is a predicted model, not a curated record. Gene Ontology annotation, cellular component: cytoplasm; nucleus. Gene Ontology annotation, molecular function: protein serine/threonine kinase activity; ATP binding; protein tyrosine kinase activity. Gene Ontology annotation, biological process: peptidyl-threonine phosphorylation; peptidyl-serine phosphorylation. NCBI's taxonomy places the organism in Eukaryota, Metazoa, Chordata, Lepidosauria, Squamata, Pythonidae.
AAGCACAGGACAAUGGUAACAAUUGAGUCAGAGUCAGAUUUCUAUGACGUUUUUGAGAUUCUGGGGAAGGGCACGUUUGGGGAAGUAGUAAAGAGCUGGAAACGGAGUACUGGGGAAAUGGUAGCCAUAAAAAUCCUGAAGAAUGACUCUUACCGCAGCAGGAUUAUCAAGAAUGAGCUCAAGCUGCUGCAGACCAUGUCUGAGGUGGAUUCAGAGGAAUCUCACAUUGUCCAGUUCCACGAGUUCUUCCACGAUGAGCUCAAGUUCUACCUGGUCUUUGAGCUGUUGGAGCAAAACCUCUUUGACUUUCAGAAAGAACACAACUUCUCCCCUUUGCCGGUCCGACACAUUCGCACAGUGACCACACAGGUGCUGAGGGCCCUGGCCAAGCUGAAAGAGCUGUCGAUCAUCCAUGCGGAUCUGAAGCCAGAGAACAUUAUGCUAGUGGACCAGGUGAGAUACCCCUUCCGAGUCAAGGUGAUUGAUUUUGGAUCGGCCAGCAUCUUCAAUGAAGUGCGCUAUGUGAAAGAGCCCUACAUCCAGUCCCGAUUCUACCGGGCGCCGGAAAUAUUGCUGGGGCUGCCAUUCUGUGAGAAGGUGGACAUGUGGUCCUUGGGGUGCGUGAUGGCAGAGUUGCACCUUGGCUGGCCCCUCUAUCCUGGGAACAAUGAGUAUGACCAGAUCCGGUACAUCUGUGAGACCCAAGGCAUGCCCAGACCUUCCCUUCUGAGUGCUGCCCGAAAGGCCCACCUCUUCUUCAAGAGGAGUCAGCACCCAGAGGUGGUGAACUCCUGGCAGCUGAAAACCCCAGCAGAGUAUCUAGCAGACACCAAAGUGAAGUCUGUGGAGAGGAGGAAGUAUGUACUGAAGUCCCUGGACCAAAUGGAGACAGUGAAUGUCCACAAGAUGAUCUACCCAGACACAGAAGCCUUGGCUGAGUAUUUUGAUCUCCGGAGCAUGGUGGAGCUCAUAAAAAGGAUGCUGACAUGGGACUCUCACGAGCGCAUCACCCCGAGUGCAGCCCUGAAACACCCCUACAUUUCCACACAACCCCUGAAGCAGAACUACGACCUUACCCAGUACUAUCAAUUCUGCCUGAGGAGCCUCCGUGAGUCGCUGCCCAACCAGGGUAAGACUUCAGAGGAGGAAACACAGCACUACAGUGCCAUGGAUGAGGAGCGCUUCUACGCCAGCAAAGAGUCCUUCAAGGAGGAAAGUGCCCAUGGCAUUCAGAGGACCACCAGCCAGAUGGACGAGCUCAGCAUUGCCGAAGCCAGUCGGGAGGUGCCUCUAAAGGUGUGGGGUGAAGGACCCAGUGGGGGAGGCUAUGAGCCUCUCCCUGACCCAGCGGAGGCAGCGGUGAGUCGGCACAGGCUGGCCCACCAGAACCUCCGGUUGCGCCACGAACAGGCACAGCAGGAACCAAUCCCAGCCUACUACAGAAGCCGGCCCAGCAGCCCGAAGCACCACAAGACAUCCCACCACGCAAAGCCAGACCCUGCCUUUGAAAACUUGAUCCUUCUGGGCCAGUACACCCCAGAAGAUGCCCCCAGCUGGGAGAAGGAGAGCAGCGCCAGCGCUGCUUCCCUGCCGGAGUCCAGUGCCCGGGAGGAGGCAGGCUACCCCACAGGCCUGGUACUCUCACCCACCGCACAGCACGUGCAGACUGAGGUCUUUGAGCCAGCCAUGCCACUGCCCGGGCCCAACCCCUGGCUGCCGAGCGAAGACUGGCUGGCAGAACAUGGCAUGGAAAGAGUCCCCCUCAAGGCAGUGCUGCAUGCCCCCCGGAACCGUCACCAGCUGCAGCCAUACCUGCAACAUGUUGCCAGCCACCAUUAGCCCCAGACCCUCGACCAGGAAGAGGGCAGGCGCAGCAGAGAGAUGGCCCACCAAGGCCCAGACAGAUUCCUUUCUAGACAUUAAAUAUAUAGACUGUUCCUCGCUGCCCAGCGCCACUUACUUAAUAAAAGCCAUCUUGCUAUUACUGAGAUGUAUGGAGCCCUGAUGGCAGACCACAGGCUGACCAGGCCGGGGGAGGUGACAGAGUGGGGCGGGGGCUCUAAGCAACCACAGUCAGCCCGCUGGUCUUUCCAGGCGCCGAGGGCACCACGGGCAGGCCAGCUGAUCUCCCCAACAAAUCCAGGUUUCACGCGGUCUACUGCAUCGUUAAUAAACUCAUUAUCACUUACAGACUGCUUUGACGGCAUGUUUGUCUAGGGACCCGUCUACACCUCCACCCAGACUUGCCUGCAGCGGGUGGCCUUAAGGCAGUUCAGCGGGCGGAGGACGCUUUACUGUUACAGGGAAUAUCAACAGCAGUCAUGAUGAGAACCUGCGGGGCUCUCGUGGGGAGCUGUUCUGGGGAAGAAAUGAUGGGGGGAGUGACAGCAGGGGCAGCACCUGGUCGGGCGGGUACAAGCUGCCCUGGGAAGCUGAAAGCAAAACCUGUUCUGGAAGGAGAGGCAGGACCACCCCAGGCUGGUCCCUGAGAAACCUGCAUGGAAGUAGGGGAGGCUUUUCCAGGGGUUCUCUGCUGGCCCACCUCCUCACUGUAGCUUCCUUAGGGGAGAGCAGGGACAGACUCCCUUGGCAAGCCCUGUUGCUGCAAGUGGCUGGCCGGGGUUUUCUGGGGCGCCUCCGGGUUGGCCCCAGGAAAAGAGAAUAGGCCAGGAGGCCACGGCCUCGGCCUGGCCACCGAAUCGGGCCCCGAGAGGAGGAAGCGAAUGUUUCUGCAUCGCGGGAAGGCCGCUGCCUUCCUUUCCUUUCCUUUUUCCUGACGAUCCAGCUUCGCCAGCCAGGCGCUCGCUGGCCCCCAAGGCGCCCGGACGGAAGCGAGUGACCUACUUGUCCCUUCCCCAGGUAGGCGCAGUCCGACGCAAAUCCCCACCAAGUGUAGCGCAGCUUCCUCCUCCCAGGACAGCGAGCCCGAAAAGCGGUUCAGGUGCGUCGGGGGCGAAGGCCAACGGCCCCAUCUCCCGGCUCCAGAGGAAGCUUCCGCAAGUGGCGCCGGACGGACUGGAGGGGGCGCCUAGCCGACGGUAGAGUCCUUCGGUGUCACCGGAGCCAACAGCGGAGGGAGCCAGGGACGGCGGCACCCCCGCCACCGCCCUGUGGGGAAGGAGGCGCAGCUGCGCAGCGCCGUGGUAGAGCUGCCACUAGGAGGCGGCAAAGAGCUCUAACUGUGCGGCGCUGCCCUCUGGAGUCGCGCCGGAUCUUUGCAGGCUCGGAGCUGGCGGGUUCUCGGAGAUAGGAGCAGACCGGCGGCGCCGGGUUAGGGUCAGGGGUAGGGUUUCCGCCGCUUUCCAACGAGAACCGGAGGGUGGAGCAAGAGGGCGUCCGGCGCUCCGGGCAAGGCGCGAGAGUGCCAGGCAGGCGGGCAGCGUUCCCCACGGGAGAUUCGCCCGACGCGGCACUG